Molecule: messenger RNA, 7528 nt
Organism: Jaculus jaculus (lesser Egyptian jerboa)
Lineage: Eukaryota; Metazoa; Chordata; Mammalia; Rodentia; Dipodidae
Gene: Mtcl2
Product: suppressor of glucose, autophagy associated 1
Exons: 15
Coding region: 1-4968 (1655 amino acids)
Biological process (GO): insulin receptor signaling pathway; regulation of autophagy
Source: RefSeq, a predicted model, not a curated record
AUGGAGGCACCGGCUGGAGAGUCCCCGGCCCGGGGUUGCGGCCCUCCGCCCGCGCCCACCCCGGAGAGGAAGAAGAGCCACCGUGCGCCGUCGCCGGCCCGGCCCAAGGAUGUGGCCGGCUGGUCACUAGCCAAAGGCCGCCGCGGCCCAGGCCCCGGUGCAGCCGCUGCCUGUAGCGCCGCGUCCUCGGCGCGUCCGGACAAGAAGGGGCGCGCAGUGGCUCCCGGGUCUCGGGGUGCAGGGGCGCGAGUGGCCGGGGUCCGCACGGGAGUCCGUGCCAAGGGUCGCCCGCGCCCAGGUGCCGGGCAGCGACCGCCACCCCCGCCACCCAGCCUUACGGACAGCAGCUCCGAGGUGUCCGACUGCGCGUCGGAAGAGGCGCGCCUGCUGGGCCUGGAGCUGGCCCUGAGCAGCGACGCCGAGUCGGCGGCCGGGGCCCGCACCGGGCAGCCACCCCAGCCCGUGCAGUCGGCUCAGCAGCCCCCGAGGCCGCCCGCCUCCCCCGAUGAGCCGUCGGUGGCCGCGUCGUCGGUGGGCAGCAGCCGCCUGCCGCUCAGUGCCUCGCUCGCCUUCUCCGACCUCACCGAGGAGAUGCUGGACUGCGGGCCCGGAGGCUUCGUGCGCGAGCUGGAGGAGCUGCGUUCGGAAAACGACUAUCUCAAGGACGAGAUCGAGGAGCUGCGGGCCGAGAUGCUGGAGAUGCGGGACGUGUACAUGGAGGAGGACGUGUACCAGUUGCAGGAGCUGCGGCAGCAGUUAGACCAGGCCAGCAAGACCUGUCGCAUCCUGCAGUACCGGCUCCGCAAAGCCGAGCGUCGGAGCCUGCGUGCCGCCCAGACUGGCCAGGUGGAUGGAGAGCUCAUUCGAGGCCUGGAGCAGGAUGUCAAGGUCUCCAAGGACAUCUCCACCCGGCUGCACAAGGAGCUUGAGGUGGUGGAGAAGAAACGGCUGCGGCUGGAGGAGGAGAACGAGGAGCUCCGGCAGAGGCUCAUCGAGACGGAGCUGGCCAAGCAGGUGCUGCAGACAGAGCUGGAGCGGCCGAGAGAGCACUCCUUGAAGAAAAGAGGAACCCGCUCACUGGGGAAGGUGGAUAAGAAGCCUUCGGCACAGGAGGACAGCGCAGACCUGAAGUGCCAAUUACACUUUGCCAAGGAGGAGUCGGCCCUCAUGUGCAAGAAGCUCACCAAGCUGGCCAAGGAGAACGACAGCAUGAAGGAGGAGCUGCUCAACUACCGCUCUCUCUACGGCGACCUGGACGCCGCCCUGUCCGCCGAGGAGCUGGCCGACGCCCCGCACUCGCGGGAGACCGAGCUCAAGGUGCACCUGAAGCUGGUCGAGGAGGAGGCCAACCUGCUGAGCCGCCGCAUCGUGGAGCUGGAGGUGGAGAACCGGGGCCUGCGGGCCGAGAUGGACGACAUGAAGGACCACGGCGGGGGUCCCGAGGCUCGGCUGGCCUUCUCGGCGCCGGGCGGCGGCGAGUGCGGGGAGAGCCUGGCCGAGCUGCGGCGGCACCUGCAGUUCGUGGAGGAGGAGGCGGAGCUGCUGCGCCGCUCGUCGGCCGAGCUGGAGGAUCAGAACAAGCUGCUGCUGGCCGAGCUGGCCAAGUACCGCUCGGAGCACGAGCUGGACGUGACGCUGUCGGAGGACAGCUGCUCGGUGCUCAGCGAGCCGUCGCAGGAGGAGCUGGCGGCCGCCAAGCUGCAGAUCGGCGAGCUCAGCGGCAAGGUGAAGAAGCUGCAGUACGAGAACCGCGUGCUGCUCUCCAACCUGCAGCGCUGCGACCUCGCCUCGUGCCAGAGCACGCGCCCCGCGCUGGAGACGGACGCCGAGGCCGGGGACUCGGCGCAGUGCGUGCCCGCGCCGCCAGGGGACGCGCGCGAGCCGCACGCCGCGCGCCUCUGCCGGGCCCGCGACGCCGCCGCCGCCGCCGCCGCCGCCGCCGCCGCCGCCGCCGCCGAGGCGCUGCCCGGGCUGCGCGAGCACGCCGGCCUCGUGUGCAAGGCCAUCGACGUCCUGGCGGCCGACGCCAACGGCUUCUCGGCGGGCCUCCGGCUGUGCGUGGACAACGAGUGCGCGGACUUCCGGCUGCACGAGGCCCCCGACAACAGCGAGGGCGCCCGGGACGCCAAGCUCACGCACGCCGUGCUCGUGCGCCUGGGCGUGCUGCAGCAGGAGCUGGCGGCCUUCGCGCGCAAGGCCGACGCCGCCCUGGGCGGCAGGGAGCAGCCCGAGCCCUUCCCCGCCCUGCCCCAGGGGCCUGCCAAGGAGAUCUUGCUGGCCAAAGACCUUGGCUCUGACUUCCAGCCGCCUGACUUCAGGGACCUGCUGGAAUGGGAGCCCAGGAUCCGAGAGGCCUUCCGUGCUGGUGACUUGGACUCCAAACCUGACCCCAGUCGGAACUUCAGACCUUACCGAGCUGAAGAUAACGAUUCCUAUGUCUCUGAGAUCAAGGAGCUUCAGCUGGUGCUGGCCGAAGCCCAUGACAGCCUCCGGGGCUUGCAGGAGCAGCUGUCCCAGGAGCGGCAGCUCCGGAAGGAAGAGGCUGACAACUUCAACCAGAAAAUGGUCCAGCUGAAGGAGGACCAGCAGAGGGCGCUGCUGAGGCGGGAGUUCGAGCUGCAGAGUCUGAGCCUCCAGCGAAGGCUGGAGCAGAAGUUCUGGAGCCAGGAGAAGAACAUGCUGGUGCAGGAGUCCCAACAGUUCAAGCACAACUUCCUGCUGCUCUUCAUGAAGCUCAGAUGGUUCCUGAAGCGCUGGCGGCAGGGCAAGGUCCUUCCCAGCGAGGGGGAUGACUUCCUGGAGGUAAAUAGCAUGAAGGAGUUGUACCUGCUGAUGGAGGAAGAGGAGAUGAGCGCCCAGCAUUCAGAUAACAAAGCUUGCACGGGAGACAGCUGGCCACAGAACACGCCCAACGAAUACAUCAAGACUCUGGCUGACAUGAAGGUGACGCUGAAGGAGCUGUGCUGGCUGCUCCGGGACGAGCGCCGUGGUCUGACCGAGCUUCAGCAACAAUUUGCCAAGGCCAAGGCCACCUGGGAGACAGAGCGCGCAGAGCUCAAGGGCCAUGCCGCUCAGAUGGAGCUGAAGGCCGGGAAGGGUGCCGGGGAGCGGCCGGGCCCGGACUGGAAGGCGGCCCUGCAGAGGGAGCGCGAGGAGCAGCAGCACCUCUUGGCCGAGUCGUACAGCGCCGUCAUGGAGCUGACGCGGCAGCUGCAGCUGAGCGAGCGCCACUGGAGCCAGGAGAAGCUGCAGCUGCUGGAGCGGCUGCAGGGCGAGAAGCAGCAGGUGGAGCAGCAGGUGAAGGAGCUGCAGAACCGCCUGAGUCAGCUCCAGAAGGCUGCUGAGCCAUGGGUCCUGAAGCACUCAGACCUGGAAAAGCAGGACACCAGCUGGAAAGAGACACGAAGCGAGAAGCUCCACAACAAGGAAGCUGUUUCUGAAGCUGAGCUUGGGGGAACUGGCUUAAAGAGGACCAAAUCUGUUUCCUCCAUGUCUGAGUUUGAAAGUUUGCUUGACUGUUCCCCCUACCUUGCCGGUGGAGAUGCCCGGGGCAAGAAGCUGCCCAGCGGCCCUGCCUUUACCUUUGUGACCACCGAGGCAGUGGAGCCUGAGAAAGACAGCAAGGAAAAGCCUGGGCUUUCACCCCAGGACUGCAACCGCCUGGGCGCCCUGGCCUGCCAGGAACCCGCAGGGAGGCAGAUGCAGCGCAGCUACACGGCCCCCGACAAGACAGGCAUCCGAGUCUACUACAGCCCGCCAGUGGCCCGGCGCCUGGGCGUCCCUGUGGUUCAUGACAAGGAGGGCAAGAUCCUCAUCGAGCCUGGCUUCCUCUUCACCACGGCCAAGCCCAAAGAGUCGGCCGAGGCCGACGGGCUGGCCGAGAGCUCCUACGGCCGGUGGCUCUGCAACUUCUCCCGGCAGCGCCUGGAUGCGGGGUCCGGGGGGAGCGCCUCGGCAGCCGGUGCUGCCUUCCCCGCGGCCCUGCACGGCUUCGAGAUGUCAGGCAACAUGAGUGACGACAUGAAGGAGAUCACCAACUGCGUGCGGCAAGCCAUGCGCUCGGGCUCACUGGAGAGGAAGGUGAAAAGUACGUCUAGCCAGACGGUGGGUCUGGCCAGUGUGGGCACACAGACCACCCGCAUGGUCAGCGUGGGCCUGCAGACCGACCUGCCCCGCAGCAGCCUCCACAGCAAGAGCUGGUCACCCCGCAGCUCAUCGCUCAUGUCCGUGCGCAGCAAGCAGAUCUCCUCCUCCCUCGACAAGGUCCAUUCCCGCAUUGAGCGGCCGUGCUGCUCGCCCAAGUACGGCUCGCCCAAGCUCCAGAGGCGAUCGGUGUCCAAGCUUGACAGCACCAAGGACCGCAGCCUGUGGAACCUGCACCAGGGCAAGCAGAACGGCUCGGCCUGGGCCCGCUCCACUACCACGCGGGACAGCCCCGUGCUGAGGAACAUCAAUGAUGGGCUCUCUAGCCUCUUCAGUGUGGUGGAGCACUCAGGGAGCACAGAGUCUGUCUGGAAACUGGGUAUGUCCGAAGCCCGGGCCAAGCCGGAGCCUCCCAAGUACGGCAUCGUACAGGAGUUCUUCCGAAACGUGUGCGGUCGGGCCCCGAGCCCCACCGCCACGGCAGGAGAGGAGAGCUCCAAGAAGCCAGAGCCUCUCUCCCCUGCCAGCUACCAUCAGCCUGAAAGCGUAGCCCGGAUCCUGAACAAGAAGGCAGCCAAGCCGAGCAGCAGUGAGGAGGCCAGGCCCACUAUGCUGUCCCAGGUGGGAAAGGACGGUGUCCUCCGGGAUGGAGAUGGAGCCUUUGUUCUUCCCAGUGAGGAUGCUGUUUGUGACUGUAGCGCCCAGUCUCUCGCCUCCUGUUUUGCCCGGCCACCACGCAGUGCCAUCCGCCACUCUCCUUCCAAGUGCAGGCUGCACCCUUCCGAGUCCGGCUGGGGCGCGGAGGAGAGGGCCGCCCCACAGUGAGUCACAGAGCAACCGAGCCCCUGCCUCAGCCCAGCCUCUAGAGAUGAAGUGAGGGGCUGCGUCCUCUGCCUUGCUGCACCCAGAGGGACAGCAGCUAUUAUUGCCAGAGAGGAGCUUUUGCAUCAAGGUAAAGCAGGGUCUCCCACCGACUGCUAGGUGGUGACCCCUGACUUCCGAGUAAAGGCAAUGAGCAGGAGAAAGACCAAGACUGGGUGACCAGGACUGGGCCUCGGAGGCACCCUGUGAGCUCCAUCAGGAGCUGGCUCUGGGUCCCCAGGGAGACCUGGCUUUACCUACAUCCACUUCUUGGAAGUGCCCAGGAGAAGAGGCUCCGGCCAGGCCCUGGGACCUGGGCUUACAUAGAUGCGUCCUACUGAGCACGCAUCCCUUCUCCAGGGAGGAGAUGUCACCGAGAAGACGGGGUUUUGCUCAGGGCCCAGCUUGGAGCUCUUGGCAGAGCUGGGCUGGGCGGCCUCACCAGCGCCUCUUUCCCUACCUCCUCCCCGCAGCCCUGCCACUCUGGUUGCUGGGCCUCUAGGGGAUAUGAUAGGGCAGCAGCCAGGCUCUGCUUAGAGUCCUGGAGCUCUGGAUCCCCCUGCUCGUGCCCAGACGCAGCAAGAGCUGGGGAACAGGAACAGGCAGGAGUGUGUAGGACCUGGGGUUGGGAGCUGUAGGAACUGCCUCCCUUGCCAGGAGACUCUAUGAAAACAAAAAUCGGUAACUGAGUCCAUUUCAAGACCUGAUGCACAGAAAAAUGCCAACAUGCCAUGCCUUGAUCCCUGGGGCCUCUUUUCCUGGCACCGGGGAGGGGCACUAUAGCCCCCCUGUGUUUACAUCCUGCAGCUGGUGGAGCCCAAAAGUGCUCCCUUUGAGGCCAGGGAGAAUGCCAACAGGCCAAUGUCCCAGGACACAGCCCAAGACGAGGGCCGGGAAACACAUUUCUUGCCUAGAUUGUUUAUUUGAAUUUUUCAUAUUAUAAGUAUUUAAGGUAGUUUAUUUUAAUAAUUUAAUUUACCCCAAAGGUCCUAAGAUAAUUUAUUAGAGGAUGAGACAUGUAUUUUUACCACUGGGACAGUGUGGGGCUCCUAACAUCAUAGAAAGGCAUGGGGUCCCCCAUGUGAAUGCGGCAGUUCAACACCGGGCUUGGGUCUCCUGGUCACUUGGAAGGGCCCCUCAGCAGAGCUGGGGUCCUUAAGGUUGCUCCCCAAUACCACUGACCAUUCAGCCUCAGAGCACUAUGUUUUACUCAGCAUCCGGUACUUGGCCCGACCUCCAGAGGUCAGACUGUGAAUGCUUCGGACAGGGUGACAGGCCAGACUGAUGUCACCGCUCCCCAAACAUCCUCCAUGACCCUUCUCAUCUUAACUCCUCCUCUCUUGAGUCCAAACAUGGAUGACUGCUGCUCUGUUAGGAGCGCAGCAACCACCCCCCCUCCGAGUUACCCAAAUGAGAAUUCACAGGAAAACAGGAUGGACUUUGAGAAUGUUGUCUAUUGCAGCUUUGCACACGGACCUGAGAGAGUCUACCAGUCUGCCAGCCCGUUCACCAGCCUGUCUCUUAGCCUUACGGCCGCUCCUGGCUUUUCCCCUCCCCCAGCUCCACUGCCUGCCCUUCCCACGCUCCCGGGACCUGGAGCCUCCAGAGCCGCGCCGUGAUUGCAGUGUGGCUCGCCACAGUGCUGGGAGGGGGCUUGCAGGCCUCUCCCGUUGGUGCCAAUGAACCCGUUUCAGUUGUACACACAGCGUACAGCCCUCUCGUCACUGGCUGGGAACUGGACUUACAUCCAGGAAGGACUGGCGUAUGUGCAGAUGCCCCAUCAGAAAGGCCAAGAGCCAAAGGCAUUGCUCGUUUGCCCAUGUCUUGGGAGGCACCUCCGUUCUUCCACCUGCGGGUUCCCUGCCCACCCUUUCUUUCAAGGAUGCUGGACCAGUUACCCAAAGCCCUUCAUUCAGCCCCAUACUACUGUGGGUCAUGUCCAUCCCACCAGCCACUUCCUCGUGCCCCGGUGACUUAACAUGAGCAGAGCCUUCAAGCCAGUCGACCGCGCGCCCAUUGCAUCCAUGAUGUCGCGGCUCCCACCCAAGAGGUCAGGGGCCCCUCUAUGGUUAUCUCCAGCUGAGGGGAUUCACACCAGGCCACAAGCCACCAGAGGCCUUCUGCCACCUCCCAGGGCCACCGUGGGCCAGGGAGGCUGUGCUCUUGGCUUUGGGGAGAAGUCCCCGUAGACCUGAACCCCAGGGCCUGCAAAGCCUUACCAUCAUAUCUCCAUCUGGGGUUGUCGUGUGCGUUUUCCUCGUUUUGACACCUGGCUCCCACACCUCGCCAGGUCUUAGUUUUCAGUGAGGUCUCAGGUUCCACUUCUUGCGUGCCACUGUGCGAGGUCACCUGUCAACCGUUCUACAGAAGCCUCUGGACCUGGGGCUCGAUGGGGUUGAAAAUGUUAAGUGUAAAUAUUGCUUUGGUUUGAUUUUUAGCGUUUUACUUGGUAACUGGUUGUGUUUUCUUUUUUGGGGGGUGGGAGGGUUAGUUUGUAAAAACUCCCUACUCUUUUGGAAUGUAA